Molecule: messenger RNA, 4506 nt
Organism: Myotis lucifugus (little brown bat)
Lineage: Eukaryota; Metazoa; Chordata; Mammalia; Chiroptera; Vespertilionidae
Gene: TMX3
Product: thioredoxin related transmembrane protein 3
Exons: 15
Coding region: 400-1341 (313 amino acids)
Biological process (GO): peptidyl-cysteine oxidation
Cellular component (GO): endoplasmic reticulum
Molecular function (GO): protein disulfide isomerase activity
Source: RefSeq, a predicted model, not a curated record
CUGCAGCUCUCCUGCGGCGACCAUGGCAGCUCGGACACCCGGGGCUGCCUUGCGGCUCUGCGCCACUGUUUUUUUACUUGAGAUGGCUUUCUGUAAAGGAUUCGUAGAAGAUUUAGAUGAAUCGUUUAAGGACAAUCGAAAAGAUGACAUUUGGCUUGUAGAUUUUUAUGCACCAUGGUGUGGUCAUUGUAAAAAACUGGAGCCGAUUUGGAAUGAAGUUGGUCUUGAAAUGAAAAGCAUUGGUUCGCCAGUUAAAGUUGGAAAGAUGGAUGCUACUUCCUAUUCUAAUUAAAAGGGGACUUGGCAUAUAAUUAUAGAGGACCACGAACUAAAGAUGAUAUUAUUGAGUUUGCUCACAGAGUAUCUGGAGCACUAAUUCGGCCACUUCCAAGUCAGCAAAUGUUUGAACAUGUGCAGAAAAGACAUCGUGUAUUUUUUGUUUAUGUAGGUGGAGAGUCAACUUUGAAGGAGAAAUACAUAGAUGCUGCUUCAGAAUUAAUUGUAUAUACAUACUUCUUUUCUGCUUCAGAAGAAGUGGUUCCAGAGUAUGUGACUCUGAAGGAGAUGCCCGCCGUGCUUGUUUUCAAAGAUGAAACUUACUUUGUUUACGAUGAGUAUGAAGAUGGUGACUUGUCAUCUUGGAUCAACAGGGAGAGGUUUCAGAAUUAUCUGACUAUGGACGGCUUCCUCUUGUAUGAACUUGGAGAUACAGGAAAGCUUGUGGCUAUUGCAAUUAUUGAUGAGAAAAAUACAUCAAUUGAACAUACCAGAUUGAAGUCAAUUAUUCAGGAAGUUGCUAGAGAUUACAGAGAUCAGUUCCACAGAGACUUUCAGUUUGGACAUAUGGAUGGGAAUGACUAUAUAAAUACCUUGCUGAUGGAUGAAUUGACUGUCCCAACUGUAGUUGUACUGAAUACUUCAAACCAACAGUACUUUUUACUAGAUAGAGAGAUCAAGAAUACUGAAGACAUGGUCCAUUUCAUUAAUAGCAUUUUGGAUGGCACAGUAGAAGCCCAAGGAGGUGAUAGCAUUUUGCAGAGAUUGAAAAGAAUGGUAUUUGAUGCUAAAUCUACUGUUGUGUCCAUAUUCAAGAGCUCUCCGAUCAUGGGCUGCUUCCUCUUCGGCCUGCCUCUGGGUGUCAUCAGCAUCAUGUGCUAUGGCAUCUACACAGCCGACACAGACGGAGGCUACAUAGAAGAGCGGUAUGAAGUGUCCAAAAGCGAAACUGAAAGCCAGGAAGCAACGGAGGAGAGCAGAGAACUGCAGGAGCCAAGGAGCGGACAGUCUCUAGUGCCUGCCAGGCAAGAGCCCAAGGAUGUAUUAGAGAAGAAGACAGAUUGAGACUCUGCUAUGAUGUCAAAUUAUUAAAGAGUCUAUUUAUUGAAUUUAGACAUUUAAUCAUGGUCUUUACAGAAGAGAACAAGUUAUUUGUAUUUUGCUAAUAUCAACUGCAUGGAUUACAGUAGUCCUUAAAAAUGGGGAGAUGUUGGGAACAAAGAGAGGAAAUAUGUAUCUAAAAAAAUAUUCCAUGGAAGUUUACCUUGUACAUGUUAAAACAGAUCAGUUCUUUGUGCAAGUUUCUCUGUCUGAAUAUUCGGUGACAGAAUUAAGAUUCCUGGGCUGAAUAUUUAAGUGGGUCAGUCGGGUAGGAGAUAGUGUUUGAUAGAGAAAAAUAGGAUUCCACCUCCUACCAUCAUUCUCUUAUAUUUUGAAUACAGUUUAUAUGGACAUAAUUAAGUCUUUAAAAUGUAGGAACUUUAAGGGGAACCAAUAACUUUUUCCAUGGAUCAUACUAAGAUUAUGAAAUUUUAAAAAUUUGGUUUUAUAUGGCAUAGCAAUUUUAUUUUGUUAUUUUUAAAGGAGAGAAAAUGUUACUUUUUAACUUUAUACUUAGUUGUGUUAUAAAAAUUCCACAUUGGCCUAAAUAGUGGCAAAAAAUAGUCUAUGUUUGAUCUUUGUAACAGAAACAGAUUUUCUUGGAGCAGUGAUUAUUAACCAUGCCUGCGAAGCUGUUAGCAGGCAUCUCAGCAGUCACUGUGGGAAAGGAAGGUGUCUGUAGCUCCUGCCCUGCAUUAGCCAGACAGCCUGCUUUAUUUCUCUGUUUCCUAUAUUGAGAUUUCUAAAAAUUUCCUUAGAUUAAAAGCACCUGCUGCUUUUUAAAAAGUAAUAUAUGUCAUAUUUUAUGUUUAUAGCAUUGUAACUUUUUGGUAACUUAUCUGUGUAUGUGUGUGUGUGUAUACAUGUGCGCACACACAUAUAUACAUAUCAUAUUUAUUGGCAUACAUGUUAUGUAAUACUAUGGGCAUGUCUAUGUUCAUAACGGGUAAUGAGUGACAUAAUCAGCCUGUCAACAAAAUCAUGCUCAGUGAUUUAAGAGGUCGACCAGUUAUCUUCUCCAUCCUCUCAAUUCUGUCAGCCCUCUCAGCCUGUCGUCUUCUCUCUAUAAUAAGAUGUAGGAAAUCUCUAUCUGACGGAAUGCAUAAAAAUUGGUGUUUUUAAGUAAUAGUUUGAUAUGUUUAUUGUAGAUUAGUUUAUCUUUGAGGUCUUGAUUGUAGCUAAGUUUAGAAUUUUUAUUAGAUGGCUUUUUUUCCUUGAGUAAUUGGGUUAUCCAAUAUAAAGAUUUUUAUCAAAUGUUUUAAAAUGUUCAUUCACUGUAAAACUGUAAUUUGUGGUCCUGACACUGGAGUUGUUCAGGGUUUUGAUCCCCAAGGGCAGUCUUUGGUGAUUUCUAAUGCCCCACUGAUCACAACUAAACUGAAGCUGUGUCUUAAGUACUGAGGAGUUACUAGUAAUUGUUUUAUUAUACCCAUGUACUUUAUUAGUAUGUAAUAAUUACUAAUUCUUAAUGUUUGGCACCCUGUUAGUAUUUUAUAGUAAGGAAUCACAUACGCAGUCCCAAGGAAUUUCAGGAAAUAUUAGAAUGAAGUGUUCUUAAAUGGAAUUUAGAGAUAAAUGCUAUUAAUUUGACCAGUAGAUUCCUCUCCAAAGAGUAAUGAGGGAUUCUUUUGGAAGAUAAAUAUUAAUGUUCCUAGGGGUCAGGCUUGUUUUGCAACAGUAAAAAGCCAACAUAAAUACAGAUGCCUCACUUGAAUCUCAGCCUGGUAAGGAAGUUAGCUAUUGCCCGUGAAGCAGGAAAUGAUAGAACAUGUUACUGCUUUUUGCUUCGUGUUUAUCACUAUCAGAUGUCCAUCAUUUGCACGUUUUUUGUCUUUUCAAAUGAAAGACAAAAGUAUCAAAUGAAAGACCUCAAGAGGAAAAAAAAUUUAAAGAAAGAGUAAAGCUCAGUAUGUAUCAACAAACAAAAGUCCAGCGAUUUUUGUCUUCAGUCUCUGUUAUCUUUUUCACAACUCUAUACUGUUGUCCCGUCUUCUGUUUGUGUUUCAAAGUGUGUCUAUUGGGAAAACAAAAUAUGUAGAUGGUUUGUAAGUGAAUAAUUUGACUUUUUUUGUACUAGUAUUUUGCUUUUUACAUGUCUCUAGGAUAUUGUCAACUCUUUGCAAAACAAAUUUAAAUUUUGCUCACUGGUAUGCUUUUCCCUUCAAUGUGAUGUUAGAGCUUAUUAGAAAUGCUUUUUUUUUUUUUUCAUUUCCAGAAAAGAAAAAAAAACAAAACACUUCAGAAUAAAGGUAGAUUUCUUAAGGAAUCUUGUAGAACAGAUCCUAAAUCUGUGAUGAAUCUUCCUAUGAUUACAUAGAAAGAAAGAGUGGGAAUUGCCUUCAGUCUGUGGGCCUUGUUACAGUAGUAAAGUUCAUUUCUAACUUCCAAAAUGCAAAGUUCUAGAUUGUUUGCUGUUGCUGAAUCUGGUGUCCAGACAGUUGUCAAAGAUAAUUCAGAGAGAGUGCGUGUUUUUAAUCAAGCCAUGCAUCCCAUGUGUUUGCAAUUCUUUUAGUUUGUUUUACUGUGUACUUUAAUAUUUCUCUAAUAUUGCUGCUUCUGAAACUUCUUUGACAUGGAUUAGAUCUAGAAUUUUCAUUUUCUUCUUCACACAUGCUUCCUGGUAUCUGAUUUAGUAGUAACAUUAGGAGCCAAAUGCCUAGAGGUUGAAGAAGGAGUCUGUAUGAGUAAACAAUUAGCUGUAUUGUUUUUGUUUAGUGGAUUUUUGUUGUUUCUUGUGAUUUGUUUCAGGGGUUUUAUUUUAUUGUGUUUUUUUUGUAGGUUUUCUUUUGCUUUUAUUUUGCAAAAAUAAUUUCAAUAUUUUCAUCAAUUCAAUCUGAUACGAAGGUAUGACAGGGAAAAAUCCCUGGGCUGUUCUUAUGCAGAAAUUGCCCAGUUACACCAAUGUGGGAUGUUAAGACAGUCAAUAAGUGGGGUUAGGUUUGCCAUUUUAUUUUUAUAAAUAUCUAUUUUUCCUGAAUGUGUCUGAGUCCAAGAGUGGGCCAACAGUUUUCUACUUUGGACUAAUCUAUAAAGGUCUUUUGAGAGUCUGUAUUACUAGUUGAACCCUAAUAUCCUGCCUUAGGACGCCAAUUGUAAACCUUUGUUUUUCUAAAAUAAACUGAAAACAUG